Myxozyma melibiosi is the source of this 631-nucleotide messenger RNA. RefSeq lists its product as uncharacterized. The record is from RefSeq and is a predicted model, not a curated record. NCBI's taxonomy places the organism in Eukaryota, Fungi, Ascomycota, Lipomycetes, Lipomycetales, Lipomycetaceae. The annotation marks the transcript as partial. The transcript has a single exon.
UUCGAUGACCAUCUCUGCUUUUCCAGUUGCGGCUCCAAACGUUCAGGAGAGCUGAUACCCAACGAGGGAGAACAGAACGAGCGCUACUACUACCACUACUACACUACUACAACACUGUGUCGUAGCGGUAAUCAAUCACGUGACUAUGAUUUAACAGGUGACAAAAGCCUUGUUGACCUCGGAACGCGUCUUUACGAGCAACAAGGUCGCCCGCCUUUGUUUGAACAAGGCGGCAAUGGAAAAUAUAAAGUCCGCUCUCCCGCCGCUCUCUCUCUUCUCCUCUUCUUCCUCACCUCUCACUACUUCCAGAACUUCAGCAACACCCACCCUUCCCGUGCUUUUCAACAAUGGUUUUCGGCCAGAGGGGAGCACGCCCCUCCUGUGCAUCGCAUACUGCUGCUGCGUUCUACAUGCACCGUCGCUGCCGACAUCUCCCUACAUACGCGCAACCGCGGCUCGAAUCUGCUUUUGCGGGCUAUCCGACGACCGAGAGAGGCUACGGACGCUCUCAGCCCAGCACUUGCUUCGCCGCCCACGACGACGACGACUUGAUCCCCGAAGUGAUACAAUCCCCGGUCUUUAACGUGGAUCUCUCUCGCAUCCGCCUCAACGACGCCCUGAUAUUUCACGG